UAAAAAAGCGGGGGAAAUCACCCCAAACCCACCAGCUCAUGGUGAUUCUUUGCCUUUCAGUAACCAUCUUCUCAUCUGUAUACAUGUAAAUAACAGCGAUGUUAUAUGUAUUUUCCUUAAAAACAUUUUUUUUAUAAAAUAGGGACUAAAGGCAAGUAUAUAUGUAUGUUUAUAACGGGAAAAAAUGUGGGAUCUGUACACCAGGUUUAUAAUAUUGUUCUUACAUACGAGGGCUUGUGAAUAUGUUAACAGAGGAAAAGCUAAUUAGUAAAUAAUGUUUUUAAAAAUGCAAAAUAUAAAAAAUGUAAAAUAGGCUGGGCGCGGUGGCAUAUAAUCUGUAGCACAAUUUACCUCAUGUCUAGGGAGACAGACUCACUCGAACAGGAACUUAAAUACUAGUCCAUGAACAUAUAAACAAGACCACACAGGAUUCCAGACACUGAAUGGGAUCCACAAACUCACUCACAGACACACCCAUCUGUUUAACUGCCACUCUUCAAUUGCCAGACGCUCGUACCCAAGGUUCCCAGGUGGUGUCAGACGCUCGUACCCAAGGUUCCCAGGUGGUGUCACUCAAGGCCAUUUCCACGGACUUGAUCUGGACACUCCUGUUCACUCAGAUCUAAGUUCCCAGAAACCUCAUUCCCAUCGUCGCCCGCUGUGGACACCAGAAUGAGUUCCCAGCGUUUGUUGAAAACCUUCUAAUUCGUUCUCUACUUAUAGGUAGAGUUGCCGUCUAUUUCGCAAAAAGCGCCUCGGGCGGGCGGAACCGAGUUGCAUGCUGGGAGUAUUCUUGCAGCCUUCCUUCCGCCUUCCCGGGACUCGCCGGCUGCGAACUACAUUUCCCAGAAGUCUUCGGAUCGGGGUCUUUUAGGGGCUGGGCGAGCGUCCCAGUCCCCAGCUCUUCUUUUGAGCCCGCUCCCAGCCUCUGAGAGUUUCCCGGUUCUUAUUUCCCAUAAGCCUCUGGGUCCAACUAACCUCGUCUCGGUGUCCCUUUCCCGUGUCCUCAAGGUUUUUGGACUCUGCGCGGUGAGUUGGUUGUGUACGUAGUAAUCAGCCCGCGUGAGGCUAGCAGGGCUCAGCAGACAUUACUGGGCCGGAUCGGAACCCGCAGUGAGGGUGGGGGUGACAUCCGGGGCGGUGGAAGUGAGGCGAUUAGGGUCACGGACCGGGCGUGUAGUGUCCGGAGCCUCAAGCCUGUGUGUAUGCUUGAGCAGAUGAGGGGGACAGUGUGUGACAGACUGCGUGACAGGGCCAGAGGGGGUUCCGUGACAGUGGAUUCGAUUAGGGGUGGUGGAAUGCGUGGCCUUAUUUGUAGGUGUGGUUUGCUUUGAUGGAAUGUUCCAGGUUCCUGCCGUUAGGCCGUCCUUGAACUUGCUAACCCGUUAAGUGACAGCAAGAUGUCUGUAUGACAGCAAGUCCCAGAAUGGACGUUUCAAGCAAUUCAGAUGCGAGUUUUAGAUCUGGAAGUAUCCUGGUGACAGCGUGAGGAGGUCCUAGGGGUAGGAUUCCUAGAAGGGGCCCCUCUAGAAGCUCUUUGAGGGCCAGCUGUACGUUUCAUAGCUACUGCAAUCAGACCUCUGUCCCUGAGUAUUGCUGUCAACUCAGACAGACUCCAGCUUCCAUUUUAAUUUCAUUUGGUUAUGUGUGGAAGAAGGUAGAUGUUGCCCUAUAAGUUGUUUUGUUCUUUCUUUUUUCUUCUUUUAAAGUUUUAAGAGAAAAAAUAUAAGACCAGGUUUAUCGUCAAAAUUACAUAACAAAUUCAAAUGAUACAAUCUUAACUCACUGAAAGAAUAUAAUUUUCUCCAGCGCCAGAAAACUUUUUGGUUGAAACCAUGCCAGCUUUUGGUUUAAUGAAAAAUUUGCCAUGUUCGUUCCCAAUCUUCCAUGCUACAGGAGGUUUCUGUAUCUUUGUCUUUUGCUGUGACACGACAGAGGUUUUCCAUCUGGUUUUCUUUCUCCAUCUGUUUUUUCCUGCUGCAGGAGUCUGAUUUUGUAGAUUUUUUGCAGGAACUGAUGUUUGUUGUCAUGUUCAUCAAGAAUUUUUCACAAUUACUCUUGCAAUGGUUGAUUGGGGGGGACUACCAUUGCCUGUUACAGUAACUUCUAGUGUGUAUUCAUCUGGCUGUUCUCAGUCUGUUUUCCUUGAUUUUCUUGUGAUGAAAACUACAUCAACACAGGUGAAAGUACAUACAGGAGAAGCACACACAUUAGUGGUGCUAGCCUAUCUAUGAGGGUGCUUGGCUAGCAGGCCUGUGCUUGGGUGUAGCCAUUAUAGUGGAAUUUGGACCUGCAGGUCAGGAACCUGGGCUUUGGUGUCUGCUCAAGCCUGUAGAAAGAGUGAUGUUCCACACAUGUCUUCCAUAGCCUUUUUGCUGCCUGGUGGUCUGGCAGUUUGAAUUUGAUGGUGGUCUCAGAUUGUUCCAUUCAGAUUCCCUCCCUGCAUGGUUACAUCACGCUGGCUGUGUCCCUCUGGCAAUGGCUCAUCUCAAGACAGCCAUUGCCACACAGAUCUGUCCUUAUGGGUUCAGGUACCAAAUCUGCUUUUCUCCUUCAGACCUGGGUGUGGUGAGGUGAACACCAUACAAGGGAAGUCUCCUUGCAUGCUCUAUAAACUCAUUAUAUGCUUGUUCUAGAGACAGGACCUUCCUGCUUAGGGUUUUCUUGAAUCCUAAGUCCAAAAUAGACCUUCUCCAAGAGAUUAAGGUGUUCACAUUCUUUGUCAAAAAGCACUUGUCCCUUAGCAAGUUUCUGGGAUCCCGAUGUGGAAUGUGGGGAAUAUUGGGAUCCUCCAGGGGUCUUUUUCCUGGGGCUUCUGUGCCAGGAACAAUGUUGAGGUUUUUCUUCCUGGGUUUUGUGGCACCAGAAAAGAGGGGGUUGGAAGUUCCAGUUCCCCGAUCUCAGUUCACCCGGUUUGAUUACUGGGCAGAACUAGAAAGUUCAAGUGAGGCAUGGUGGUGACUGAAAGCAAAAGUGAGUGGAAACUGAAAAUAAAACUCGGGCUGCACAGGCAGUGUGGACAGAAAGCAAAAGUAACAUACACAAGUUUCAGGGUAACAUAGAGAGAUUUUAUUUAGGAAUAACAAAGAAAGUUUAGAGCAUUUCCAAAGAGACUUGGAAGUGGGUCCCUCUCAUGAAGGAGAAAAGUGCCACCAAGUUCCUAAGAAGGACCUUGAGAAGAAGAAAAGAAGUUUUACCCAUUUAGAAAUCAAGAUUCAUUUCUGGCUUUUCUGGAUUCUGUGCUUCACCAAUAGAGGAACCUCAUGGAGCAUUAAUUAGUUCUUGCAGAUCUCGAACCAUGACUGAUGGAUUGGUGACAUUCAGGGAUGUGGCCAUCAACUUCUCUCAGGAGGAGUGGGAAUGCCUGGACCAUGCUCAGAGGGACUUAUAUCUGGAUGUGAUGUUGGAGAACUAUAAUAACUUGGUGUCACUGGAUUGGGAGUCAACAACAUGUGAGACCAAAAACUUAUUUUCAGAAAAGGAUGUUUUUGACAUACAUUUUUCUCAGUGGGACAUAAAGGAUAAAAGUAAAACCCUUGGCCUUGAGAAAUCCCUUUUCAGAAAUAAUUGGAAGCACAAAAGCAAAUUUGAGGGACUACAGGGACAGCAAGAGGGAUGCUUCAGUCAAAUGGUAAUCAGCUAUGGAAAAAUACCAACUUACAGAAAAAGUAAAUCUCUUACUUCACAUCAAAGAAUUCACAGUAGAGAAAAACCCCAUGUUUGUAAAGAAUGUGGGAAGGCAUGUAGUCAUGGCUCAAAACUUGUGCAGCAUGAGAGAACUCAUACAGCUGAAAAACACUUUGAAUGUAAAGAAUGUGGGAAGAAUUAUUGUAGUGCCUAUCAACUCACUGUGCAUCAGAGAUUUCAUACUGGUGAGAAACCUUAUGAAUGUAAGGAAUGUGGGAAGACCUUUAGUUGGGGAUCAAGCCUUGUUAAACAUGAGAGAAUCCAUACUGGGGAGAAACCCUAUGCAUGUAAGGAGUGUGGAAAGGCCUUUAGUCGUGGCUAUCACCUUACUCAACAUAAGAAAAUUCAUAUUGGUGUGAAAUCUUAUGAAUGUAAGGAAUGUGGGAAGACCUUUAUUUGGGGUUCAAGCCUUGCUAAACACGAGAUAAUUCAUACAGGUGAGAGACCUUAUAAAUGUAAAGAAUGUGGGAAGGCCUUCAGUCAUGGCUAUCAACUUACUCAGCAUCAGAAAAUCCAUACUGGUAAGAAACCUUAUCAAUGUAAAAUGUGUGGAAAGACUUUUUGUUGGGGCUAUCAACUUACUAGACAUCAGUUAUUUCAUACUGGUGAGAAACCCUAUGAGUGUAAGGAAUGUGGAAAGACCUUUAAUUGUGGAUCAAGUCUUAUUCAACAUGAAAGAAUCCAUACGGGUGAGAAACCUUAUGAAUGUAAAGAAUGUGGAAAGGCCUUCAGUCGUGGCUAUCACCUUACUCAACAUCAGAAGAUUCAUACUGGUGAGAAACCUUUUGAAUGUAAGGAAUGUGGGAAGGCCUUCAGUUGGGGUUCAAGCCUUGUUAAACAUGAGAGAGUCCAUACUGGCGAGAAAUCCUAUGAAUGUAAAGAAUGUGGGAAGACCUUUUGUAGUGGGUAUCAACUUACUAGACAUCAGUUAGUUCAUACUGGUGAGAAACCCUAUGAGUGUAAGGAAUGUGGAAAGGCCUUUAAUUGUGGAUCAAGUCUUGUUCAACAUGAAAGAAUCCAUACGGGUGAGAAACCUUAUGAAUGUAAAGAAUGUGGAAAGGCCUUCAGUCGUGGCUAUCACCUUAUUCAACAUCAGAAGAUUCAUGCUGGUGAGAAACCUUUUAAAUGUAAGGAAUGUGGGAAGACCUUUAGUUGGGGUUCAAGCCUUGUUAAACAUGAGAGAGUCCAUACUGGUGAGAAACCCUAUGAAUGUAAAGAAUGUGGAAAGGCUUUCGUUAGUGGGUUUCAACUUAAUGUUCAUCAGAGAUUUCAUACUGGUGAGAAACUUUAUCAACGUAAGGAAUUUGAGAAGACCUUUAUUCAUGCCUCAAACUUUGUUCAACAUGCAAGAACUCAUAGUAAUGAUAAACCCUACGAAUAUAAAAACUAUGGGAAAGUUUUUAUGUGGACAACUUACUUAAAUGAGAAAAUAGAUACUGGUGAAAGCUUAUGAUUGAAAGAUGUGAAAGAACACUGUGUGUUGGACAACUUAACAUGAAGAGAACACUUAUUCUUGAGAAACCCUAUGAAUGUAAAGAAUGUGCAGAACCAUUCAUUGCUAUAUAAUGGACAAUUUAUUUGAUAGCAGCAAGUUCAUACAAGGGAGAAAUACAUAUUUUGAAUAUAAGGAAUAUGAAAAAGCCUGUAGGCUUCUGUGUAAUCCUAUUGAAUAUAAAUUUAUAUUGAUGUAAAACCAUUUAAACAUGUGAAGAUCUCUAUUCAUGGUACAAAGUCUGAACAACAUUAGAUAAUUUGUAUUUGUUAGAAACACUUUAAAUGGAAGGAAUAUGAGAAGGACUCAAACAUAAUUCAGGUCUUGCUGCACAUCAGGGAAUUUCUGGAAUAAUAUAUCAGAAACGUUCAGUUAACUGUUUGAUUUGGGGGAUAUCCCCCAGGCAAGCAUCUGACUGUGUAAUUCUGUGUAAUCCCAGCUGUCGUAUAGGGAUUUCCUUUCUCCAUCAUCAAAAUAAUUUUAUUACACUAUUAAUAGAGGGACUUCACCCAGCAAGCACAAGCAGUAUGAACUGGCUCAUUGUUUUCUCAAUGAUUCCUCAACAAUAAAAAUAGUAAUAAUUUGUAUUAACAUUUCUUACACAUUGAAUCUCCACAGUUUCCUGGAUCUCAUAUUUUUCUCUUCUUCAUUUACUUCCUUUUUUAAUUAUUUAUUUUUUUGAGACAGUCUUACUUUGUUGCCCUUGGUAAAGUGCUGUGGUGUCAUAGCUUACAGCACGCUCAAACUCUUGGGCUCAGGUUAUCCUCUUGCCUUAGCCUCCCAAGUAGCUGGGACUACAGGUGCCCACCACAACUGGCCCGGCUAUUUUUAGAGACAGGGUCUUGUUCUUGCUCGGGUUGGUCUGGAACCCGUGAGCUCAGGCAAUCCACCCACCUUGGCCUCCCAGAGUGCUAAGAUUAAGUGGCGUGAGUCACCAUGCCCGGCCCUUUCAUUUACUUUCUCAAUGGAGAGCACCUUCAGAAAUUUCUGGAAAAGCAUUAAUGGAAAAGAAAGUUUUGCAUUUUUGAAAAUAUCUUUAUAUCUUUUAUCAUCCUUGAUAAUUUGACUGCUACCUAACUCAAGUUUGAAAAAUUAUCUCAGAAGUUUGAAAAUAAAACCGUUUUCUUCCAGUCAUUAAGAAAAUGAAGUUUCAGCCAGGCGCAGUGACUCAUGCCUAUAAUCCUAGCACUCUGAGGCUGAGGUGGGAGGAUUGCCUGAGCUCACAGGUUCAAGACCAGCCUGAGCAAGAGCAAGACUUCCCAUUCCCACUAAAAAUUAGCCAGCUGUGGUGGAUUUCUGUAGUCCCAGCUACUUGGAAGGUUGAGGCAAGAGCAUUGAUUGCUCAAGCCCAAGAGUCUGAAGUUGCUGUGAGAUACGAUGCCAUAGCAUUCUUGCCAGGGCAACAGUGAGACUCUUAAAAAAAAAAAAAAUUUUACUUUUGAUUUCUCUCCCUUUAGAUAUGAUCUACAUUUUUUCCCCU
Messenger RNA from Nycticebus coucang (slow loris), 6659 nucleotides. RefSeq names its product zinc finger protein 283 (gene ZNF283). Gene Ontology annotation, molecular function: DNA-binding transcription repressor activity, RNA polymerase II-specific. Gene Ontology annotation, biological process: negative regulation of transcription by RNA polymerase II. The transcript is spliced from 5 exons. The record is from RefSeq and is a predicted model, not a curated record. The coding region runs from base 3299 to 5140 and encodes 613 amino acids. NCBI's taxonomy places the organism in Eukaryota, Metazoa, Chordata, Mammalia, Primates, Lorisidae.